AUGAGGUUCUGGCGCAAUCCAGAUGAAGAAAGAGAUGGGAAGCAAUGGUUGGUCUUGCUGGACCUUCAAACCUGUGCCGGCGAUGGUGCAUCGACUGUGAGCGAUGUUUGCCCUUAUCCGAAUAGUUUCCACAUUGAUGUCUGGGUCCCGAAAGAAGGAGCUCCACGACGAUCCAACGGCAAGCCAGAAGUGGAGAAGCUAAGAGUCAUGCUUGCCGCUGAUACGAAAGCUCAUCUGGAUCACUGGUUAGAAAUAAUAAACCAAACAGCUCACCAUGUGCUUAUGUGGGAUCGUCCUUCAUUUAUGCCUUAA
Messenger RNA from Strongylus vulgaris, 312 nucleotides. Lineage: Eukaryota; Metazoa; Nematoda; Chromadorea; Rhabditida; Strongylidae. The record is from the annotation of a GenBank genome assembly.